Messenger RNA from Python bivittatus (Burmese python), 4590 nucleotides. RefSeq names its product very low density lipoprotein receptor (gene VLDLR). Lineage: Eukaryota; Metazoa; Chordata; Lepidosauria; Squamata; Pythonidae. Gene Ontology annotation, biological process: receptor-mediated endocytosis. Gene Ontology annotation, molecular function: calcium ion binding; hormone binding; protein binding. Gene Ontology annotation, cellular component: signaling receptor complex; plasma membrane; apical plasma membrane. The record is from RefSeq and is a predicted model, not a curated record.
GCCCCCCCGCGCGCUUUUGCCUCCGACUGGAAUUGCCGCCUGCAUUGUCUGCCCUCUCUCCACCCUACCUGGCGCCCGCAAGCUGCGGUUUGCAUUCUUGACCGUGAACAAUAUUUACCUUUCUAAAAAGGGGGGGGAGUAAGGGAAGGACUCCCCCCGUCUUCACGCUUUCCUUCUCCCUGAAUGCUGCGAACUUGUGCGAGGCGCCGCGGGCGCUGCACGAUGGACACGUUCUGGCGGCCGCCGCGGCUCUGGCUGUGGCUGUGGCUCCUGCUCGCGCUGGCUUGCCUGCGAGGAGCGCGUGGUACAAGAGUAACAUGUGAUGAAUCACAAUUUCAGUGUCACAAUGGCCGUUGCAUAACUCUGGUGUGGCGGUGUGAUGGGGAUGAAGACUGCUCUGAUGGCAGUGAUGAACUAGCAUGCGUGAAGAAGACAUGUUCUGCAACAGAUUUUGUUUGCCGGAAUGGACAGUGUAUACCAAACAGGUGGCAGUGUGAUGGAGAUGCUGAUUGUGAAGAUGGCUCUGAUGAAGGUUCUGAGUUAUGCUAUAGAAGAAGGUGUACGAUAGGUGAAGUCAGCUGUGGUCCUCUGUCAAGUCAGUGCAUCCCUGUAUCCUGGAAAUGUGAUGGAGAAAAUGACUGUGGUGAUGGUACAGAUGAAGAAGGCUGUGCCAACAUAACGUGUAGCCCUGAAGAAUUCACAUGUGCUAAUGGUCAGUGCAUCUCAAAAGAUUUUGCCUGUAACGGGCAGGAGGACUGCGGUGAUGAUAGUGAUGAAGAGGGCUGCACUGCUCCUACCUGUGGAGCAGGUGACUUCCAGUGCACGAGUGAAAGCGACAUCUGCAUCCCAAUUAACUGGGUAUGCGACGGGGAGGCUGACUGUACCGACCGGUCAGAUGAAUCUCCAGAACAGUGUGGCCAUCAACCUGCCCAUACUGUGAAGUGUGGAGAGAGUGAAAUGCUUUGUGAUUCAGGAGAUGAAUGUUUUCACAAGAAAUGGCGCUGCGAUGGGGAUACGGACUGUAAGGAUGGAAGCGAUGAGAUCAAUUGCCCUUCUCGGACAUGCAGACCUGACCAAUUCAGAUGUGAGGAUGGCAACUGUAUUCAUGGGACCAGACAGUGUAAUGGUGUAAGAGAUUGCAUAGAUGGAACUGAUGAAGUGAACUGUCAUGCUGUUAAUCAGUGCACUGGACCUGGAAAAUUCUUGUGUGGUAGUGGUGAGUGCAUAGAUUUCAGCAAAGUGUGCAACCAGAAACAGGACUGCCGGGACUGGAGUGAUGAGCCCCUGGAAGAAUGCAAUAUAAAUGAAUGUUUGGUGAACAACGGAGGCUGCUCUCACAUCUGCAGAGAUCUGGUUUUAAGUUAUGAAUGUGAUUGUCCAGCUGGCUUCGAGUUGAUAGACAGAAAAACAUGUGGAGACAUUGAUGAAUGCCAGAAUCCAGGUAUCUGCAGUCAGAUUUGCAUCAAUACCAAACUGGGCUAUAAAUGUGAAUGUAGCCGUGGCUACCGAAUGGAUCCACAAACAGGAGUAUGCAAAGCAAUUGGAGGAGAACCAAGUCUGCUUUUUACUAAUCGUUGGAACAUCAGGCAGUUUGCCCUUGAAAGGCAGGACUAUACGCAGCUAAUAGGAGACCUAAGAAAUGUUGUUGCUCUGGAUGCCGACAUGGCUGAGCAUACAAUCUUUUGGGCUGACGUUGGGCCAAAUGCAAUCCUCAGUGCCUCAAUUACAUCUAGUAACAAACCAGUACGCCAUCGCCGGAUUGUAGACAAUGUACCAAGUCCUGCAGGAAUUGCUGUUGACUGGAUUUACAAGAACAUUUAUUGGACUGAUUCCUCCCUGAAGUGCAUUUCGGUGGCUAGCCUUGAUGGCACUAAAAGGAAAGUCUUAUUUAACACUGACUUAAGGGAGCCGGCAUGUGUGGCUGUGGAUCCACUUUCUGGCUUCAUGUAUUGGUCUGAUUGGGGUGAACCAGCCAAAAUUGAGAAAGCAGGGAUGAAUGGACUUGACAGGCAGCAACUUGUGACAACAGAUAUUGAGAGGCCCAAUGGGAUUGCACUAGAUCGUGUAAAGAAUCGUGUUUACUGGGUUGACUCCAAACUACAUAAGCUUUCCAGUGUGGAUAUGAAUGGGCAAGACCGCAGGAUUGUGUUUGCAUCCAAUGAAUUUCUUGCUCAUCCUCUUAGUUUGACGAUAUUUGAGGACACUGUUUACUGGACAGACUGGGAAAAUGAAGCCGUGUACAGCGCCAAUAAAUUUACAGGAUCUGAGCUGCAAACAGUAGUAAACAAUCUGUAUGAUGCUCGAGACAUCAUUGUAUAUCAUGAACUUGUUCAACAGUCAGGGAAAAACUGGUGUGAAGAAGAGAAUAUGACAAAUGGAGGGUGUGAAUAUCUUUGCCUGCCUGCUCCCCAGAUAAACAGUCGUUCCCCAAAGUACACUUGCACGUGUCCUGAUGGAGAUGCACUGCAAGACAAUGGCUUGAAAUGCAGAGGUACAGGAACUGCUGUGGCUUUCACUGAGACAAAAGAGAGCAGCAGAACGGACAAACCACCUGGACCACUUUCUGGAGGUCAAAAUCAGAGCAGUCCAGUAUCCGAAGAGCUGGCUUCCUCCAGAAGUUCUUCAGCAGCAUGGGCUAUUCUUCCUAUAUUACUAUUAGUAACAGCAGCAGCAGGAGGCUACUUCAUGUGGCGCAACUGGCAACAGAAGAACAUGAAAAGCAUGAACUUUGACAACCCGGUGUACCUGAAAACAACAGAGGAAGAUCUCUCUAUAGAUAUUGGAAGACACAGCAGUACAGUUGGGCAUACGUAUCCAGCAAUAUCAGUUGUCAGCACAGAGGAUGAUUUAUCAUGAAUCUUGCCAAUUGCCCUCUAGUCUACGCUUGCAUUCUACACUUUUGCAUGUUAGCCAGACAGUGGCUGAAGAGAUCCUUGAAGAAUGAAGGCACAGGUGGAACAAGUUCACAAAACCACACUUUCAUACAAAGUUGUAAAGAUCUGUGUUCACUAUCAGCUUUUGAUAGCUAUUAGUUACCUGUAACCCUUGAAUAAAAUAAGUAUUCCCACCACUGGCUAUGUAUAAAGCACUUUUCAAGAAGCCAUAUUAUACUAAGUGCUUCAGAAGUACUAGCUGUAAAUAAUUGUACAGGCCCAAUUGUAAAUCAUCCGGGGGGGAUAGUUUAUUAAGCACUUUGGAAUAACAUUUCAAUGUAAAUUAUUGUAUAAUUUUUUUCAAUGGUUGGAAAAUGGCAAUAGGAGAAAACGGGUUACUCAGAUUAAUUGCCAAAAAUUUGUAAACUAACUUUUGUAUGAAUUGUGAAUUUGUCCUCCCUGAACCACCUACAGGGGUGCGCAGAGGACAACUGCUCUGUAUCAGAAAUCACUGUAAAUUUUGACACUGAAAUGAAAGAAGCAAAUCUCUGUACAUGACUUGGCUCAUUAUUCUUUUAAGACCACUUGGCACAUGGAUGAAACUUCUCUUUUGAACUAAUCUAAACAAGAAAGCAGAAUUAAACUCCAUUCCCAUAGAGAGCUCAGAUACGAUACCUAAAAGUCAUGGAGUAGAUAUAUCUAACUUCUUAGACAAAAAAAUGGUCUAAAAUUCACUAUAAUCCAGUGAACCACUCACGAAACCUUCUUUAUAAUAACAGGCAUUUGAAAUCUUGAACUCAACUUCAGUAAUCUCACUGGUUUUAAGGUGCUCAUAAGGGGCUGCCUACUGUUGCCCUUGACUUCAAAUGCCAAGAUGUUCUGCUACUUAGAGGAUGCAAAGACUUUUAAUGUAUGGGUUAUCUGCCUACUAACCUUUUUGGCAGGUUAAUUCACUUACAGGAUUUUGUCUUGUGAAAACCUUAGCAGGAAACUUAGUGCUUCCAGAGGGCAGGCAAACAAAUGAAUAAACUGAACAUUGAGUGCUUGAGCCCAGUUAAUAUUUUUUAUACAUGGUUAUAAAGCAUAACUGAGAGCAAACAGCUCCUGUAAUAAAAUACGGCAAUAUAAACAGGUUUAUCUUGCUCAGAACAGGUGGAAAGAUAAGGUACCCGUUCUACUUGAUAGUAGAAAAGAGGUAGAAAUCGCUUUAUUUUCCCUGCUGUGGUGUAAGUAUUUUAUAGCCAAAUUAGUUUGGGGUUAAUCCUGGGAAAUUGUGCAAAAUUAUACAGACGCUUAUAUAAAUUGUUUUAAUUAUGGCCGGGGGAGAGAAAGCUGUUGACAAGUGUUCAAAUUAGUAUGUUUCUCAAACCCAGUGUUUUCCAGAUCUUCAACCAUUCUGACUAAUGGUCCCAUGCUGACAACUAAUGGAAACUGCAUCUUGUGGACAUCAGAAUGGGUGACUGGCUCAAUGGAUGCUGCUGAAGGACAGUUACCAGCAGACCCAUCCACGUGGCCAAUAGACAAUUGAAGAGCGCUGUAUGCUUUGCUUUCUGGCCUCAGUUGCUGGUACCCAUAUUCUUUAAGCCAGGUCUGCAUGUCCUUUCCAGGGCUUUUUCCUUCAUCUUUGAUGGUAUCCUGUGGAGCAACAUUCCAAAAUCUAACCCUCACCCAGGACAAUUAAUUUUGAUUUCCUUUCAUUUAUGUUUAACUAAAAUUU